UGUACAUAGAAAGAAUAGGAAAAAGCCUUUGCAAUCUCCAAUGGCAUUAGUGAAGCCUAUGAUUCAGUCAGGCUCAAAAUCUUAUGAAGAUGAAAUUUUCAUUGGUGAUGGAGUAUACAAAAAAGAAGCAGGCAACAAGUCAUCAUUCCAUUCAGAUGAUAAUCAACAAAUAAUCAUUAAACCUCUUGUCAAACAGGAAUCUAUCAAAAUCAUUAGCAAUCUUGGAGCAGAUGCUAAGAAUAAAUUGUGCAGUAAAGAGACAAUUAUGAGAAGAAAACGUAACAGCUUAUCAAUGCUUGGAAAAUCGCCUGGGGAGGAUCAACUUCAGAAAAUUUCCAAUUCAAUCCAAGGUCGAGUAAGUUUUUCAAAGCGAGCCAAAUGUUUUCCUAAAUAACAUAUUAAUAACAAGUGUGCUUUUAUUGUUUUAAUCUCAUUGUGCACAUUAAUUUUAAUAGUUACAUGAAGACAAAUAUAUACACAUGUUGGGAAUUAAAAAUUAAAAACAAUUGUAAA
Xenia sp. Carnegie-2017 is the source of this 513-nucleotide messenger RNA. RefSeq lists its product as uncharacterized. NCBI's taxonomy places the organism in Eukaryota, Metazoa, Cnidaria, Anthozoa, Malacalcyonacea, Xeniidae. The transcript is spliced from 2 exons. The coding region runs from base 41 to 394 and encodes 117 amino acids. The record is from RefSeq and is a predicted model, not a curated record.